Molecule: messenger RNA, 1262 nt
Organism: Pyrus x bretschneideri (Chinese white pear)
Lineage: Eukaryota; Viridiplantae; Streptophyta; Magnoliopsida; Rosales; Rosaceae
Product: desiccation protectant protein Lea14 homolog
Exons: 2
Coding region: 461-994 (177 amino acids)
Biological process (GO): response to desiccation
Cellular component (GO): cytosol
Source: RefSeq, a predicted model, not a curated record
UUUUCAAAAUUUAAUUUACAAAUUUAAUCUCCCUAGUAUUAUCCUAAGUUAAUCAAAUCGUAAGAAACAAAGAAGAAAAUGUCUGGUGUAGCAUACAUGCUGCAUUUGACCUGACUCACAGCAAUGAUCAGUCUUAACGUACCUCAAUCAAAUGGACAAAUAUUACCAUUAGAAAAAAAAAAAAAAAAAAAAAACCAAAAAGCAUCCAUGUUAUCCAAUCACGGAUGUCCAAAUAAGGAAUAUAUAAUCCCAACACGUAUAUGAUUAUAAUUAAGGUAAUUGUGGGAAAACCACAAAUUAAUUAAGCAAUGCACCUCCUAUAUAUAACCCCAAGUGAAAUUCUAAAUCUCAAUUAGCAAGGCCGCAAGGCUUGUCUAAAUCAAUCUAUACUCUUUUGUUCAUCUUUGUUUUCUUUGGCUAAUCUCUUGGUUUGUUUAAUUUCUUCAUCUCCACCUUUGAAAUGUCGGGGUUGGUGGACAAGGCCAAAAACUAUGUCGCAGAAAAGAUAGCAAAUGUGCCGAAGCCUGAUGCAAGUCUCACCGGUGUUGAUUUCAAGAAAGUGAGUUUUGACUCUGCGGAUUACAUUGCAAAGGUCGCUGUGAACAAUCCCUACCCACAUCCUAUCCCCAUCUGCGAGAUCAAAUACACCCUCAAAAGCAUUGGCAAUGUUAUUGCAUCUGGGAACAUGCCAGACCCUGGCUCGAUAAAGGCAAGUGGCACAACUGUAUUAGAGGUGCCGGUGAAGGUGCCGCACAGUAUUAUUGUGACAUUGGUAAAGGACAUUGCCACGGAUUGGGACAUCGACUAUGAAUUGGAUUUGGGUCUCAUCAUUGACCUUCCUCUAGUUGGGAACAUUACCAUACCACUCAAUAGGAAGGGCGAAAUCAAGCUUCCCACCUUAUCUGAAGUCAUUUGGGGUUCAAAGGAUGAAGCUGCAAACGAGGAAGCUUUAAAACAGGCUUCCAAAGAGACUAAAAAGGAGACUUCAAAGUAGAUAUGACUUGAUUAAAAAGCGAGAAAAGUUGAAAGUCGAAAUCUCGUCAUAAAUGUAAGAGCACAUAGUUUAUCUUAAGAAAAAGAAAGGUGAAAAUCGAAUUCUUGUCCUGAAUGGUUGAAUAUGUAAGAGCAGUUUGGUUAAUUAUGUUAUGUGCUUAGGUUUGAGAUUAAAAAGAAUUUUGAUUUAAUUUGUACCGUGUGGAUGAGCAUUUUCUUCCCGGCAUUGAAUUGGUUAAUUUCAUGCGGUACCCUUUCAUCUUUUCCUU